AUGCUCAAUCCCCGGAUCAUACGUUCACUAUUUCAUACAACAAAAUGGCACAAUCACUCAAGUUUGCCCGAUUUGAAUCAAACGGUUCCGCAUGUGCCCGUGAUGUGCAAUGAGGUUGUGCGCCUGCUGAAUCCGCAGCCGAAUGAGGUUUUCCUGGAUAUGACAUUCGGUGCCGGUGGCCAUACCCAGGCCAUGCUUGACGCAAAUCCGUCAUUGCAAUGUUUUGCAAUGGAUCGUGAUCCCGAAUUCCUAAAACAUGUUGAGCGGUUAAGAGGCAAAACGAAUUGUCAUCUCAUUCCAAUGCUCGGACCGUUCAGCCAGUUGCCUGUUUUGGGUGAAACUCAUGGAUUCCAUCCAAACACGGUGGAUAUGAUUUUGAUGGAUCUGGGAGUUAGUUCUAUGCAAUUGGACGAUCCACAUCGAGGAUUCGGGUUCAGACACUCUAGUCGCUUGGAUAUGCGUAUGGAUGGAGUUGUUUCCGAGAAUAUCACAGCUGAGGAGGUCCUUAACACGCUGGAACCAGCUGAUCUGGCUCGGAUUUUUAAAUGUUACGGCGAGGAACGCUAUGCUCGAAGGAUUGCCAACGCGAUUUUCGAGCAUCGCCAUACACUAGGUCCUGUACGAACGGCCAAACAAUUAAGCGACAUUAUCAAUUCCGUUGUUCCCCGUCCGAGUGAUCGGUCCACCUCAUCCACCAAUCCUAGCACCCGCGUGUUUCAGGCACUUCGGAUAUUUAUUAAUGACGAACUAAACGAGUUGUGUGCAGGUUUGGAACUGGCCGAACGUCUACUCCGAUCUCCCGGCCAAUCGCCUACCGGUCAGGGGGGUCGACUCGUAGUCAUCUCGUUUCACUCACUGGAGGACCGUUUGGUCAAAUGGGCUUUGUCCAACACAGCCGAAUUGAUUGCAAAUCAAACAGAUAACCAACUGUCGUUGGCAAAGCAAUUGGCCAACCGGACAGAAAAGAACGCGGUGGGUCUCCAUCGUAGACAACAAUUGUUGUCCCAACUGGCACCUGAAAAAUCCUGUGAAGAACAGUCCCGAUUGCGUUGGAAAAUAGUAAGUGCUACGUAA
Molecule: messenger RNA, 1074 nt
Organism: Echinostoma caproni
Lineage: Eukaryota; Metazoa; Platyhelminthes; Trematoda; Plagiorchiida; Echinostomatidae
Source: the annotation of a GenBank genome assembly